AAUGCAGCACUAGACUGACAUUAGAAGUGUUGGGCUGAUCUUACGUGGUCUAUUACUUUUUAGAUAAAAAAGAAAUUAGACAUGUCAACAGUAGCGGAGUGAGCUUUCUGCCGUAACAAAGACAUCUCUUUGUAAUCUAUUUUCCUCUUUUAGCACCGUGCUGGACGGACCUGCCAUAGAGGAUAUAUGUUCGGUAAAGGAGCGAAGCGGAAGCUGGAUGACGAUGAAGAGGGGCUGGAAGGCAAAACGCUGGAGGCGCCGAUGGCGGGAGGGGGAAUAAGCCUCUGUCCGGAGGGCCUGUCCAAGGUGUCGUACACCCUGCAGCGGCAGACCAUCUUUAACAUCUCCCUGAUGAAGCUGUAUAGCCAGCGUCCGCUCAGCGAACCCAGCCUGGAGCGCCGCGUUCUAAUCAACAACAUGCUGCGACGCAUCCAGGAGGAGCUCAAGCAGGAAGGCUCCCUGCGGCCGCUGCUCUUGCCGCCCUCGCCACCGCCCGACGACCCCAUGGACGAGGGUUACCGCGAGGCGCCGCCAUCCUUUGGUGUUUUGUCAGUGGCAGCACAGGUAUCCCAGCCUUCUGCGCUGUUGAUGCCGGUGAUCGUUCCACCACCUUCACCCCACCCAAUGGUGCCUCCCAACUGCCAGGCGUCCCAGGCCUGCUCAAACCGUGUGGAGGCCUGCCCCGCCCCUCUGGAAGCCUGCCUCACUCCAGCCUCUUUACUGGAGGAGGAUGGUGGAGAUCCAGCCUUUUGUACUCCAUCACCACCCACUCCUCCACUGUCGCCUCCACCGGCGCAGCCUCCUCCAUUACCUUCGGCACUUCUGAGCCAGGUGUCCCCCGUGGUCCCUGUGUCCGCCUCGUCCAAUGACAGCUUCCCCUCCGCUCUGAGUGACAUGGAGUUGUGUCCUUCCACAGCCAUAACAAGGACAGCAGCAGCUAACACUACGACCGUGACUACCUCCCCAGCUCCCACUCCACUCACCCUGCCCUCCCACUUAGCAGCCCUCUCCCCAGCACCCAGAGACUGCAGGACCAUGGGUUCUAAACCAGAGGCAGCUGGCGUCCUGCUUGCCGAAGCCCGCUGUGCCGAUCUCCGGCCAAUGGACACUUUGUCCACACUCCCCCCUGUUGGCCUAGUAGACAUUUCUUCCUCUUCCUCCUCUUCCUCUCCCUCGGGGUUUCUCUCAGACUUGGCACUGGACGACGUCCUGUUUGCCGACAUCGACACGUCCAUGUAUGACUUUGAUCCCUGUACGACAGCAGGGGCUGUUGGCGCCGCGGCAGGUGGUGGACUCACAAAACUGUCACCGGUGGUGACGGCGGACGACCUCCUCAAAUCGCUUGCGUCGCCAUACAGUGGUCCUGCCCCCCAGGUUUCAGCCAAUCAGCCUUUCAAAAUAGAUUUGACAGAACUGGACCACAUCAUGGAGGUGUUGGUGGGCUCGUGACUCGCCGACACCGCCACCUCAGAAACACACAGACAGUUUCAUAUGGAGAACAGACUGGAAUUAACCUUUGGGAUUGAUUUAAUUAUUUUCCUGGUUGUUGUUUUUAUGUUUUAAAAAAAACUCUCUUCACAGGUCGGUAAUUGUAAACGUUGAUAGUGAUGUCAAAUAGUACUACUAUGACAACUACUACUACACAACACUGUGCAUGCUAUGUGCUCGCCUUUCCAAAUAUGGAAAUUAAGUAACCGGGAAACAAAGACGCACAUACAUUUGUAUUUCUAUACUUGUGAGGACCUCCAUCGAUUCCAUUCGUUCCCUAAUCCUAAUUUAAACCUAAUCGUAGUUUUACUCUUUAACCUGAACCUAAGCCUUAAUCCCGAAAAAGUAACUGUACAUAGAAAAAACAAGGACCGGCAAAUUGUGCUCAUUCUGGAGGAUUUUUGCUAUCAUUCUAUCCUUGGGAGGACAUUUACUCCUCACAGGUACAGUAAUACAAGUGAACACACAUAGACAAGACACACACAAACUGAAUUCAUGGCUUUUAGCAGAUGAGUGCCUUUCAAAAUGACCACUUCUUCAAUUCCUGUUUUUACAGUCUUUGUCUUUUUUUCUAGUUCUUUUCACUUUAACAGCCUAGAGAGGUCAAUCCUCAACUUUUGUUUUUAAUUUAUUAUAUUGUGUUAAAACUGUUAUUAAGUAAGGUAAUUUGUUAUGAUCAAAUAAUAAUUAUUUAAUCUUUAUCUUAUUAUAUAUGCUGUGUUUUAUUUGUAAAGCAAGCAUAAAAAGGUUUUACAAGGAA
Messenger RNA from Etheostoma cragini (Arkansas darter), 2248 nucleotides. It is a transcript of the gene sertad2b, whose product is annotated as SERTA domain containing 2b. The record is from RefSeq and is a predicted model, not a curated record. Gene Ontology annotation, cellular component: nucleus. Lineage: Eukaryota; Metazoa; Chordata; Actinopteri; Perciformes; Percidae. The transcript is spliced from 2 exons. The coding region runs from base 187 to 1449 and encodes 420 amino acids. Gene Ontology annotation, molecular function: transcription regulator activity.